AGCGGACCGCCAGCUGCCAAACAUCAAACUCUCCCGUGUAUCAAUACUGCACACAGUGUGAGUUCAACCACUUUCCCUCGGAAUUGAGAUUGUACAGUGGUUUUAAUACGCGAGUUAUGCGGUAUACACAACAUUAUUACAGCUAGCUUUGGAAUGCAUUCAGUUUUACAUCGGAUUUCGUCAUCAAACAUGGAGAAAUUUGAAGGCUACAUCUUCACUGCGCUUUGCAGCACCAACUUUUUGAUAUCCUGCCUGCUGUUCUCAAGAGUCACUCGGGAGCAAAGGGAGCCAUACAUGGACGAGAUUUUUCAUAUUCCACAAGCUCAGAAAUACUGCCAUGGGAAAUUCAACGAGUGGGACCCAAUGAUCACCACUCUCCCAGGCCUUUACCUUGUCUCUGUGGGAAUCAUCAAGCCCGUGGUGUGGCUCGCCGACCUGACCGGCCAGGUGGUGUGUUCCACGGCCAUGCUGCGCUUCAUCAACCUGCUGUUCAACUGCGGCAACCUUUACCUGCUCUAUCUGCUCAUCUGCAAACUGCACCUCAGGGAGAAGACACGAACAACCUCGCGCAGAGUCCUCUCAGCGCUGUCUCUAUCCACCUUCCCUGUGCUCUACUUCUUCAACUUCCUCUACUACACCGACGCCGGAUCUACUUUCUUCACCCUCUUCACCUACCUCAUGACGCUCUACGGCUGCCACAAGGCCUCAGCGCUCCUCGGCGUCUGCUCCGUGCUCUUCCGCCAGACCAACAUUGUCUGGGUGGCCUUCUGCGCAGGCACUUUGGUGGCCGCCAAAAUGGACGACGCCUGGAGGGUGGAGCAUACGAAAAAGAGGGAUGAGAAGUCUCCUCCAUACCAGGUCCCUCUGUCAUUCAGCGGAGCUAAGAAAGUGCUUCUUUUCACGCUGGAGUUCCUCACCUCACUCAGUCAUGUGAAGGCGGUGCUGCUCGUGGCCUGGCCGUACGCAGUGGUCGGCGUGGGCUUCCUAGGGUUCGUGGUGCUGAAUGAUGGGAUAGUGGUCGGUGACAGGACGAGCCACGAAGCCUGCCUCAACUUCCCCCAACUCCUCUAUUUCUUCUCCUUCACCCUCUUCUUCUCCCUCCCCGUCUCGCUUUGUUACCACCGCGCUCUUCGCUUCCUCCAUGCUCUGAAAAAGCAGCCUCUGUUCUUCCUCUUCAUCACGUGCGUCUCCUUGCUCCUGGUGUGGAAGUUCACCUUCGUCCACAAGUACCUCCUGGCAGAUAACCGCCAUUUCCCCUUCUACGUGUGGAAAAGGCUUUUCCAGAGGCACGAGCUGGUGCGCUUUCUCCUCGUCCCCGCGUACGUGUUUGCAGGGUGGAAUUUUCUGGACUCCUUCAAGUCGCGCUCACUGUUCUGGAGUUUGGCGUUCUUGGCGUGCCUGCUGGCUGCAACGGUCCCCCAGAAGCUGCUGGAGUUCAGGUACUUCAUUGUUCCUUAUCUGAUGUACCGCCUGCACAUGCCUCUCCCCUCUCUUACCAGACUCAUUGUGGAGUUUCUCCUGUACACGGUGGUCAAUGCUGCCACACUUUACAUCUUCAUCAGUAAGAGCUUCCACUGGCCGGACAGCACGGCCACACAGAGGUUCAUGUGGUGAACAAAAGAGACCGAUGUCAUGAGUUCCCAGACUCAAAACAGGAUGUCGGUAUCAAAAGAUCUUCCCAGGGAACCACACAGUACAUGUAAUAUCUCAGAAAUCAAAGAAAAGAUUCUGUUACAUCUCAAAAUGGCUCUUAUUUUCACCAUUUUUGUACAAUGUAACCAAAUGGUGUUUGGCAUAGAUUAUAGGCUUACACUGAGAAUCAAUAUUGCUAGUUUUAACGUGACAUGUGGCAGUGAAACUAAACU
This is a messenger RNA of Sander lucioperca (pikeperch), 1865 nucleotides long. It is a transcript of the gene alg10, whose product is annotated as ALG10 alpha-1,2-mannosyltransferase. Gene Ontology annotation, biological process: dolichol-linked oligosaccharide biosynthetic process; protein N-linked glycosylation. Gene Ontology annotation, cellular component: endoplasmic reticulum. The coding region runs from base 154 to 1614 and encodes 486 amino acids. Lineage: Eukaryota; Metazoa; Chordata; Actinopteri; Perciformes; Percidae. Gene Ontology annotation, molecular function: dolichyl pyrophosphate Glc2Man9GlcNAc2 alpha-1,2-glucosyltransferase activity. The record is from RefSeq and is a predicted model, not a curated record. The transcript is spliced from 3 exons.